GACCAUGCAGGGUGAAGUGAGGCUGGAAGGGGAGUCCGUUCUUUUUCUCGUAUCUCCCACCUGGUAGUUGUUAUUGCCAGAUCUGAAGAAUUCAUCAUUCGGUAGUUGUACAGUGCUGACGAGAGAAGGAGGAGCAGCGGAAGGAAAGGUUUGGGAAAAGUGUAAACGGGAAAGAAAGGACAACUGCUAACAGAAAGUUGAAGGUUUCGAUCCAUGAGGAAAAGUGCAUUUAAGUAUAACAUUUUUGUCUGAGCAUCUGCUAAAGAUGUCCUUAAUGCAAAUUCCUGUCGUUGAUGUUCACAUUGAUAAUUUUAAAGAGAUAUGGCCAUCUAUGCUGCUUGCAGUCAGGACAGCGAGUUUCAUAGCCCUUGAUACUGAACUUAGUGGACUUGGGGCACGAAAAGCUUUACUGGCACAAUCAGUUGAAGAUCGAUAUAAAGCAAUAUGUCAGGCUGCCAGAACUCGUUCCAUUCUGUCUCUUGGGGUUGCAAGUUUCAAAGAGCUUUCAAACAAACCAGGUAGUGCAUAUUUGAGCCAGGUAUACAAUCUCACGCUGCUAUGCAUGGAUGAAUAUAUAAUUGAGCCACAAUCUGUUCAGUUCCUGGUCCAGCAUGGCUUUGACUUCAAUAAACAGUAUGCUAAAGGGAUUCCAUACCAGAGGGGGAAUGACAAGCUUAAUGAAUGUCGUGGUCAGAACAUCAGAGCUCUCUUUCUAGAAAUCAUUCAGGCAAAGAAGCCUUUAAUUCUUCAUAAUGGACUAAUUGAUUUGGCAUUCCUGUACCAGUGUUUUUAUGCUCACCUACCAGACCAACUUAUGACCUUCACAGCUGACCUAUCUGAGAUGUUUCCAGCUGGGAUUUAUGAUACCAAGUAUGUCUCAGAAUUUGAGACUCGCUUUAUGUCGUCCUACUUGGAAUAUGCCUACAAAAAGUGCAGAAGAGAGAAUACCAAAUUAACUGAUGCAAAUAACAGCCAUCUCUUCAUUGAGUUCUGCAAUUACCGACAGGGAUUUGUGGAUUAUAUUGAUUAUCGCUACUGCAACCUCCCUGAGGCGGACAAGGAUGUAACAGAACAGAAAAAAGUCGAAAUAUGUGAACAGUUUUCUGCUUAUGGAUGGUGUCGUAAUGGAAUGAAAUGCACGCUGUCACACAAUAUUGACCUCAUCAUUGACGAAGAUGAACGGAUCAAGGAUGUUAAAAGAAAGAGGAGAAAGGCUAGAAGACGACGGAAGCAGCAGGCAGUGGAUUUGAGUGAUAGUGCUGUGGAACCAGUGUCGAUAGAUAAUGUGACUCCUAACGAUGGCCCUCCACAAAAGUUACUGUGUGGUAGUAGCGAUGAGCAACCAGAAAAAAUGGACACUGGGGAGGUUCAGGCUAAGCUUUUAAGUGAUGUACAAGCUUCCAAUGGCUCCAUUUACGAAAAGAACACUGAAGAUGAUCUCUGUUCAGGAACAGAUAUGCAGGACUUAAGCAACAAUAAAAAGGGGAAUAAUCCUGGGAAUCAAUUGUGUCCAGCAAAUGAAACUGUUGUGGAAAGGAACAAAAUGGAAAAAUGUGAUGGAGGUACGCACCGUGCUGGAUUUGAUGCAUUCAUGACUGGAUUUAUAAUGGCUUAUAUUAUGAUGUGGAAAAAUAGUGAAAAUAGCACAGCCACAGAUCCUUGGCUCCCAGACUGCCGUAAUAAACUUUAUCUGAGUGGGAAAUCCAUACCCUUACAGAUUUCUAAAAGCUCUUUUUCAAAAUCUUCAAAAGCUCACAAGGCCAAGAUUGAAUUGGUGUGGGGCAAACACUGAGAUCUGGGCCACAAAGUUUAUGGCAAAUAGUUUUAAAAAUAAAUGAUUUCCAAAACUCCCUUCAGUUUACUUUUAUGGUCUUACUUAAAGUAAAUGGUAAAUUUCUAAAAAUGAGAUAGCUACUUUAAACUAUCUGGUCUUUAAGCAAAUAUCACAAUUCUUUCCCUUUUAGUUUACCUUUAGUUUAUGUUUUGGAAAGUGCUUAAUAGUACAGCCUCAAAUUGAAAUCUGAUAAAGCAUAAGUAUUGAUAGACUGCCUUUUUCUUUGAGGUACUCUGGAUAUUAAAGAUUUAAUCUUCCAGUUAUUUAUAUUGCAGACAGUCCAUUGCUUGCAGUUUGAGUAGUUUUUUAAAUAACUAAUGGAGAAACUCAGCGGGUCAGGCAGCAUCUAUGCAGAGGAAUAGAGUUGAUGUUUUUGACCAAGAGUUCCUCAGUAUUGUGUGUGUAUUGCUGUCGAUUUCCAGCAUUGCGUGUGUUUUUGAAGUCAUUUGAUCAUAAAGCACUUUUCCUGUAAUUAAAAAUCUCAUUGGAUUUCUUUGAUACAUAGCAGCAUUUUUAAAAUUUAAGUGAGUCCAAGUAAUUUCCUUAAAUUCCUACUCCAAAUAUGUACUCAAGACAUAAAGCAAUAGUUAUUCUUCAAUCAGGUUAUUGUGAAGCUUAAAAUAAACAAGGACACUCCAGCCUGUAUGUUCGUAUCUUAUCACUUAGUAUUGGUUGUGCCUCGUGCUGGUGGGGGUAGAUGGCAUGUGGCUUAAGUAGGCUGCUCUAAAGGUCACAUCAUCAGAUGAACUUUGCUGGGGAAUUCAGUUGUCAUUUGUGGGUUAUAUGGUGGAAAUAUUUGAUUCACAAGGUAAAGUAUACCACAGAAUAGUUAGCCAUAUUCAUACAAGCUAGUUAAUGGUAACUCAAGAUGUCAAUGCCUUGAUUGUAUUGCUAAUUAUCAAGCAGUGGUGGUUACAUUGAAGAAAAUAGAAACAUAGAAAACCUAUAGCACAAUACAGGCCCUUGGGCAAACAAAGCUGUGCCAAACAUGUCCUUACCUUAGAGCUACCUAGGCUUACCCAAAGCCCUCUAUUUUUCUAAGCUCCAUGUAUUCAUCUAGGUGUCUCUUAAAAGACACUGUCGUUUCCACCAGCAGCCCAUUCCACGCACUCACCACUUUCUGCAUUUUAAAAAAAAAAUUGCCCCUGACAUCUACUCUGUACCUACUUCCAAGCACCCUAAAACUAUGCCCUCUCAUGCUAGCCAUUUCAGCCCUGGGAAAAAGCCUCUGACUAUCCACAUGAUCAAUGCCUCUCGUUAUCUUGUACACCUCCAUCAGAUCACCUGUCAUCCUCCGUCACUCAAGGAGAAAAGGCUGAGUUCACUCAACCUAUUCUCACGAGGCAUGCUCCCCAACCCAGGCAACAUCCUUGUAAAUCUCCUCUGCACCCUUUCUAUGGUUUCCACGUCCUUCCUGUAGUGAGGCAACCAGAAUUGAGCACAGUACUCCAAGUGGGGUCUGACAAGGGUCUAAUAUAGCUGCAACAUUAUCUCUCGGCUCUUCAACUCAAUCCCACGAUUGAUGAAGGCCAAUGCACUGUAUGCCUUCUUAACCAUAGAGUCGACCUGCACAGCAGCUUUGAGUGUCCUAUGGACUCAGACCCCAAGAUCCCUCUGAUCCUCCGCACUGCCAAGAGUCUUGCCAUUAAUGCUAUAUUCUACCAAAAUGAACUACCUCACACUUAUCUGGGUUGAACUCCAUCUGCCACUUCUCAGCUCAGUUUUGCAUCUUAUAAAUGUCCCACUGUAACCUCUGACAGCCCUCCACACUAUCCACAACACCCCCAACCUUUGUGUCAUCAGCAAAUUUACCAACCCAUCCCUUCACUUCAUCUCGGUCAUUUAUAAAAAUCACAAUGAGUAGGGGGUCCCAGAACAGAUCCCUGAGGCACACCACUGGUCACCGGCCUCCAUGCAGAAUAUGACCAGUCUACAACCACUCUGCCUUCUGUGGGCAAGCCAGUUCUGGAUCUACAAAGCAAUAUCCCCUUGGAUCCUAUGCCUCCUUACUUUCUCAAUAAGCCUUGCAUGGGGUACCUUGUCAAAUGCCCUGCUAAAAUCCAUAUACACUACAUCUACAGCCUACCUUCAUCAAUGUGUUUAGUCACAUCCUCAAAAAACAUUCAAAUCAGGCUCGUAAGGCACAACCUGCCUUUGACAAAGCUAUGCUGACUAUUCCUGAUCAUAUUACGCCUCUCCAAAUGUUCAUAAAUCCUGUCCCUCAGGAUCAUCGCCAUCAACUUACCAACUACUGAAGUAAGACUCACUGGUCUAUAAUUUCCUGAGCUAUCCCUACUCCCUUUCUUGAAUAGGGAACUACAUCCGCAACCCUCCAAUCCUCUGGAACCUCUCCCGUCCCCAUUGAUGAUGCAAAGAUCAUCGCCAGAGGCUCAGCAAUCUCCUCUCGCUUCCCACAGUAGCUGGGGUACCUCACAUCCGGUCCCGGUGUCUUAUCCAACUUGAUGCUUUCCAAAAGCUCCAGCACAUCCUCUUCCUUAAUAUCUACAUGCUCAAGCUUUUCAGUCCACUGCAAGUCAUCCCUACAACCGGCAAGAUCCUUUCCCAUAGUGAAUACUGAAGUAUUCAUUAAGUACCUCUGCCAUCUCCUCCGGUUCCAUACACACUUUUCUACUGUCAUUUGAUUGCUCCUAUUCUGUCACAUCUUAUCCUCUUGCUCUUCACAUACUUGUAGAAUGCCUUAGGGUUUUCCUUACGAAGUCCUGACGCAGGGUCUCGGCCUGAAACGUCGACUGCACCUCUUCCUAGAGAUGCUGCCUGGCCUGCUGCAUUCACCAGCAACUUUUAUGUGUGUUGCUAGGGUUUUCCUUAAUCCUGUCUGCCAAGGCCUUCUCAUGGCCCCUUCUGGCUCUCCUAAUUUCAUUCUUAAGCUCCUUCCUGCUAACCUUAUAAUCUUCUAGAUCUCUAUCAUUACCUAGUUUUUUUUUUAAACUUUUCAUAAGCUCUUUUCUUCUUGACUAGAUUUACAACAGCCAUUGUACUCCACGGUUCCUGUACCCUACCAUCCUUUCCCCGUCUCAUUGGAACAUAUCUAUGCAGAACCCCACGCAAGUAUCCCCUGAACAUUUGCCUGGGGAUAUUUUUGGCAAAUGUGCAAAAGUGCUCACUGUUAGGAACUUGAAGCAUAAACUUGAUCUCGGAACACAUGCAUUUCCUCAAAAAACUUGCUGCAUGCAACUGAGUAACUUUGAAGAUAUGUCCUCAACUUCUGAUGAAAGCAGCAUAUUGUUUUAUAGAUAAUUUGAUAUAAGGUGUAUACAAUUUGCCCAAAUCUAAUGCAAGAGUAGUAAUUCAAAGAAGUGUGAAAUAAAACAUUAAGCAUGUCAUGUCCAUCACCCUUUCACUAUUUGUGACUUGAGAAAUGGCCUCAAUUGCUGGAAACCAUAAUAGAAACAAAAUUUUCACUUCAAUUUAAAGUUUUAUUAUAGAGUUCUGAAUUUUAAGACAUUUAUCAAAUAUCUUCAUAAAUAUGAAAAUAGAUCUACAAUAAACAUUUUCUUCCCAUUGCAAAAAAUUGCAUAAAAUGUAGUGACAAUGUAAAGGCAUUAUUACAAGUGCAAACAAUCUAGUUACUUAAGUAUCUAAUAGAACCUGUUAAAAGGAUAAUCAUAGGUCAUCAUUUAAACUUGCAUAUCUCAAAGUAAAUGAUACAGUACUGUGCAAAAGUCUUAGGUGCUUUCAAAAUAAUCAAAAAAUUUACUAUAAAGAGCAGUAAACAGUUUUUAAAAAACUAAUUUAAGUCACCAUUUGGUGUGACCACACUUCAAAACUGCAUCAAAUCUGAUACACUCAUGCAGUUUUAAACGAAAAAUUGGCUGUUAGGUUGUUCCAAGUACCUUGGAGAACUUGCCACAGUGCUUCUGCAGACUUUUGCUACCUCGCUUGCUUCUGUCUGUCAAGGUAAUUCCAGACAAACUCUGGUGUUGAGAUCAGGGCUGUACCAUCUGAAACCAUAAAAAUCUAGGGUGCCUAAGACUUUUGCAUAGUACUGUACAAGAAUGGUCAUGAGAUGUACUGAAACAAAACAAAUUGCAUUCUAAAUUUAAUCAAUAACUCCACAGUAGACACAAAACAGCUUUCAAGUUUCCAUUGAAGAACAUCCUUUUCAGGGACUUUGCCCAGUUUAACAUUUCUUAGAACCAACAGUUUCAUAAUUUCUGAGUCAUUCGACGUCAUUAAUGAAUUUUUCUUAAUAAAUUGGAAAGGAUCACUUCAUUUCACAUUCUGACUCAUAAACAUUGUACAACUAUUUGAGUUGUCUUCUUUUUGCAACCACAGUACUCCAGUUAUUUAUUCAAUGUAUACUGUUGUAAUUAAACAACUUUCUGGAAAAUGUACAAUUAAGUUUGAUUAAUGAACAAAUUCACAUUAAUAUUGCUAUUCAAUGUCAACACUUGUGGGUUGAAUUUCCACAGCAUCCGUUGAUACUCCAUUCUUCACAGAGAUUCAUUUUCCAUAAUACAACCUAUGUGACCAAAUAAAUCCAAAUAUGUACAAGGGCAAAAUUACUUGUGGCAAUUCUUACAAAAUUACAAACCGUACAGUACUUCAUUUAAAGGUUUUCCAUUACAACUAGAUCAUUUGCAGUGGUAAAUAUACCAAAUAGUUCAAAGUCUACAACUUUUCCAUAAUCAUUACAAAAAUAAUUUUCCUAAGUCUCUAGUAGGCUUCAACAUCCUAUACAGCCCAU
Messenger RNA from Mobula hypostoma (lesser devil ray), 6542 nucleotides. It is a transcript of the gene toe1, whose product is annotated as target of EGR1, exonuclease. Gene Ontology annotation, biological process: snRNA 3'-end processing. Lineage: Eukaryota; Metazoa; Chordata; Chondrichthyes; Myliobatiformes; Myliobatidae. Gene Ontology annotation, cellular component: cytoplasm; Cajal body. Bases 266 to 1792 code for a protein of 508 amino acids. The record is from RefSeq and is a predicted model, not a curated record. The transcript is spliced from 8 exons. Gene Ontology annotation, molecular function: 3'-5'-RNA exonuclease activity; metal ion binding; snRNA binding.